GCGGCCCGGCGGGAGCGGCGGGAAGCGGCGGGGCCUGGCCCGGAAGGGGCGGGCUGGCUGCGGCGGCGGCUGCGGAUUUCAGAAUGACUUCCUUGGCUGACAUGCCCCUGGAUUAUGAGAAGAUGUUUGCUCAUCGAUUCACAGCAGAUGAUGAAGAAUUCCAAGAAUACCUGAAGCGCCCUGCAGAUGCCCCUCCUAUAGUUGAAGAAUGGAGAAACAGAUCUGGUGGCAACCAGAGAAACAGAGAUCGGUUUCAAGAUGGUAGAUACUUUAGAGGGGACAGAUACAACUGGCAAGGUGACUAUAGAUACAAUCAGAGGCCAGAAAGAAGUUGGGGUAAUAACUACCAGCAGCCCAGACAAGGACAAUCCUACUCCCACUAUGGACAAUAUGGCUACAACUCCUACAACCCAGGGCCUCGUUACCAUCCCUACUGAUAACUUGUGGUUUGAAAGUCCAGUAAUGCAAUGUAACAAAUUCAGUUAGACUUCAGUUUUAUUUUUCCACAGUUUUAUAGAUAACUGAAGAAUCAGUGUAACAGUCCGUUGCUGUUUGUCUGUAGUGUGAAUUGAAAAAGGGAAUACCUUUUAUGAAAAAUAGAAACAUAUUAUAUACAGAGUUUGUUUAGAGUCUGUAGAUCUUAGAUUAAAUUUCUAUCCCGUCCUCUUGUCUGAAUACCUACUGGUAUACUGUUUUUCUUUUGUCAUUGAGAUUUCUCUCUUACAUUUUAGAAAACACAACAGGCCAGGGGAAAACAGCUGUGGUUUGUGUGCAGCCUGUAGCAGUGGCACAUUGCCUUAAAAGGGUUAUUUUUGAGAAUGACAUACUGUGUCUUUCUCUAGAGAGAAUUUAUUAUUUUGGCUUUUGAUAGUAAGAAAAGCUCCGUUUGGUUUGAAUUUCAGAUGCCUUAAAGCUGAGAGAUGCUAUUACAGAAAGAUUCUAUGGGGUUAGCACUGUUGACCCAAUGGCUUCAAUCUAUUUGCAGUAUUCCUCUGAAAACAUGGUCUAAAAGUUGAAAUAAAAAUUAAGUAGUUUAAAUAUGUAUCUUCCUAUUGUAGUUGUUCAGUGAUACACAUUUUACCUGAGAAGUGAUACCAGAUUAAAUUGUAUAAUCAUAAAUUUUGUACAUGCAUUAAAAAGUUUUGGAAUUCCCAUUUCAGUAAAGCUGUAAAAUUUUGAUGAGAACUCUAAUUAGUUUGUAUUAUGUACUUUGUGCAUGUUAUAGAAGAAAGGAACCGUAAUCAGUACUGUUCUGUACUCUUCGCAUGAGAAAAUAGCAUAAGCAGUGCAGAGUGUUAUUCAGUUCUUAGAAUGCAAGUUCUGUGUUUUUUUAAGUAUUCACACAAUAAAAGUAUACUUCAUGUGCAA
Messenger RNA from Apus apus (common swift), 1368 nucleotides. RefSeq names its product RNA guanine-7 methyltransferase activating subunit (gene RAMAC). The transcript is spliced from 3 exons. The record is from RefSeq and is a predicted model, not a curated record. NCBI's taxonomy places the organism in Eukaryota, Metazoa, Chordata, Aves, Apodiformes, Apodidae. The coding region runs from base 84 to 437 and encodes 117 amino acids. Gene Ontology annotation, molecular function: RNA binding. Gene Ontology annotation, biological process: RNA 5'-cap (guanine-N7)-methylation.